Messenger RNA from Williopsis jadinii, 1232 nucleotides. RefSeq names its product ubiquinol--cytochrome-c reductase catalytic subunit CYT1 (gene CYT1). Bases 150 to 890 code for a protein of 246 amino acids. Gene Ontology annotation, biological process: mitochondrial electron transport, ubiquinol to cytochrome c. Gene Ontology annotation, molecular function: heme binding; electron transfer activity. The transcript has a single exon. Lineage: Eukaryota; Fungi; Ascomycota; Saccharomycetes; Phaffomycetales; Wickerhamomycetaceae. The record is from RefSeq and is a predicted model, not a curated record.
AAUAACCUCAGAAAAACUUCUCCACCUCUGCUAAGCAGGCAUCUGCUGAGCCAACUUCUUUGGCAAAGAAGGCCAUCAUUGGUGGUGUUGCCGCUUCCGGUUUGACUGCUUCUUACCUCCUUUACGAGGACUCUGUCUUUGCCGAAGCCAUGACUGCCGCUGAGCACGGUCUUCACCCACCAGCUUACCCAUGGUCACACAAUGGUAUGUUUGACACAUUCGACCACGCUUCCAUCAGAAGAGGUUACCAAGUUUACCGUGAAGUUUGUGCUGCUUGUCACUCUUUGGACAGAGUUGCCUGGAGAACCAUGGUUGGUGUUUCCCACACCAACUCUGAAGUUAGAGCCAUGGCUGAGGAGUUUGAGUACGACGAUGAACCAGAUGAUGAAGGUAACCCAAGAAAGAGAAACGGUAAGUUGGCUGAUUACAUCCCAGGUCCAUACGCCAACGAACAAGCCGCCAGAGCUGCCAACCAAGGUGCUCUUCCACCAGAUUUGUCCUUGAUUGUCAAGGCUAGACACGGUGCCUGUGAUUACAUCUUUGCUUUGUUGACCGGUUACCCAGAAGAGCCACCAGCAGGUGUCACUCUUCCACCAGGUUCCAACUACAACCCAUACUUCCCAGGUGGUUCUAUUGCCAUGGGUAGAGUCUUGUUCGAUGAAUUGGUUGAGUACGAGGAUGGUACUCCAGCUACUACUUCUCAAAUGGCUAAGGAUGUUACCACUUUCUUGAACUGGGCUGCUGAGCCAGAGCACGAUGAGAGAAAGAGAUUGGGUUUGAAGGCUAUCAUUGUUUUGUCUUCUCUUUACUUGAUCUCCAUCUACGUCAAGAAGUUCAAGUGGGCCCCAAUUAAGACCAGAAAGAUCAGAUUCAACCCACCAAAGAACUAAUUGAACUAAAUUUGUGCACAUAUAUUCCAGUUGUUUUUGACAUCAAAAGAGAAAGACAAAGUCAUUAAUCAUACUUAUAUUCACACAUGUCAUUUUAUGCCACUCACGUCUUUUUAUGUUAUACACGUUCUACAAAACUUUGAUUCUUUUUCCCUUUCUUGUUGAACGUGAAUGUCUAUGUGUAUAAGUUUGAUUCUGAAGAAUGAAAGAGAAGGAGAGUAAGUGGUUGGGAGACGAGAAGGGGAGAGAAGAAUGGGAGAAGAAUCGGAUUAGAGUGAAUGAAUUUUUACAAAAAAAGAGAUCUUUAUAUUUAUAGUAAGUUUUAACGAUCUGGAGAGGCAU